Messenger RNA from Oppiella nova, 87 nucleotides. Lineage: Eukaryota; Metazoa; Arthropoda; Arachnida; Sarcoptiformes; Oppiidae. The record is from the annotation of a GenBank genome assembly.
AGAGACUAUACACGUAUGACAACAACUGGCGUGCAUUCAAAGCACUCAUUGCCAGUCAAUACAGUGGAGUGGCUGUCGAUGUGGUGA